Molecule: messenger RNA, 636 nt
Organism: Penicillium lagena
Lineage: Eukaryota; Fungi; Ascomycota; Eurotiomycetes; Eurotiales; Aspergillaceae
Product: putative RNA binding protein Pym
Exons: 1
Coding region: 1-636 (211 amino acids)
Biological process (GO): exon-exon junction complex disassembly
Cellular component (GO): cytoplasm; exon-exon junction complex
Molecular function (GO): RNA binding
Source: RefSeq, a predicted model, not a curated record
AUGGCCUCGCCUGACAGCAUCUCCAAAUCAGGUAUCACCACCGACGCCGCCACUGGAGAGCGCUACAUCCCCUCCUCCGUGCGACCCGAUGGCUCCAAACGCCGCGAAAUUCGUGUCCGUCCGGGCUACAAGCCCCCCGAGGAUGUGGAGCUGUACAAGAAUCGUGCUGCAGCUGCUUGGAAGAACCGCGGCGGGAAGGGUGGCGUGCCGGGCGCAGAGGGGCUGAGUAGCGAAGACGACAAGACGGCCGCCCAAAGCCCCGGGACCGCAGCCAGCAACAAGAACGCCAAGCGGCGGGAGGCGCGAAAGAAGGCCAAAGCUGAGGGGGAAGAUAGGGAGAGCGAGAAGAAGGGCGCAGAGUCAGACAACUGGCGCGCUCCUCCUGCCGCUGCUCCUGUGGAAACGAAACAAGAAUCGGCUGUGGAUGCGGAGGCUGAGCAGGAGAAGAAAGCCCGCAAUCUCAGGAAGAAGCUCCGCCAGGCGCGAGAUCUGCGCGACAAGAAGAACCAGGGUGAGGCAUUGCUGCCUGAGCAGCUGGAGAAAGUGAUCAAGAUCCAGGAGCUUGUGCGUCAGCUGAAUGCGCUGGGGGUGGAUGUCAAUGGCGACAAGGAGAACGAUGCCAAGGAGAGUGUCUGA